This is a messenger RNA of Delphinapterus leucas (beluga whale), 7907 nucleotides long. The record is from RefSeq and is a predicted model, not a curated record. NCBI's taxonomy places the organism in Eukaryota, Metazoa, Chordata, Mammalia, Artiodactyla, Monodontidae.
UUAUACCAAAAACAACAUUUAUUGAGCCCCUGGGUUGAGGGCUGAGAAAUUAUCAGUGACCUAGACAGGCAGAGGUUCUUGACUUUGGGGAGCUUGCAGCCCUGCAAAGUAGAGGCAUCACCCCCAUUUUACAGAGGGGGAAACCGAGGAUAGCCUGACACUGCGCCCAAGGCCACACAGUGAAGUCGAGUGGUGGGAAAAGUCUCAGAAUCCAGGUUUACUCUAUAGGUAGGGCUGCCAGAGUUCUAGGAAAAAUAAAAAACAAAACCACCACCACCAGCAACAAAACCAGGGCUCCCAGUUCAACUUGCAUUUGAGAUAAACAACCAAUAAUCUUUUAAGCGUAAGUGUAUCCCAAAUAGUGUGCAGAGAGGGGCAUACUUAUGCGAAUAAAUGAUUUGGUGUUCAUCCCAAGUGCAAGUUGAACAGGGCUUAUCAGACAUGCAAACUCUGGGAUCUAUAGAGUGGGCUAUACUUAGGCUAUCAAGUUUUUCAUCGUUUAUCUGAAAUGUAAAUCAACUGGGUGUCCUGUAUUUUAUCUGGCAAUUCUAACCUGAGGUGACCAACCAUCCUGGUUAGCUGGAACUGAGAGGUUUCCUGGGAUGUGGGACUUUUAGCAGUAACAACAGGAAAGUCCUGGGCGUAGUUGGUCUUUCUGGUUUACCUCCUGUUUUUUGUAUCUUUUGAUUCACUGUGAAGGGUCCCAGCCUUGGUGGGAGCAAAUGAGGCUAAAAGUAGAGCCGUGGGGCAGGGACGAGUUCUGGGUUCUUCCUAUUCAUAUCCUCCAUGCCACUCCUUGCAGAUACGGAUGCAGAGAGGGAAGCCCUACAGAGCACCGCCUACCGUAGUACAGACCUUCUGCCAGAAGCACGGCCUCAUGGCCGAGGUGGUUGAUCUGAGGUGGGGUAUUCGGAACACCGAGGCCACCAACCACAUGACCACGGAACUCUGCUUGGAGGAGCUUGGCUGGUGUCAGAAAACAUCCACAGGGCCAGCUUUUGCUGCCCUCAUAGGUGACCAGUACGGCCCCCGUCCCGUCCCCUCGCUGGUCGAGGAAAAGGAGUGGGAGGCGCUGAAAGCUCAGCUGAGCGCCAGGCCACGUGACCUGGAGCUGGAGGCACGACGCUUCCGGACAGACGAGAACGCCGCUCCCCCCACCUACCUGCUGCAGACCCUGGGCAGCGGGGAGGCCCGUGGGCCCGAGGAGGCCACCCUCAUCUCUGCAUUGCGCUCUGGAGCCCAGGAGGCCGCCAGGCUGGGCCUCAUCGCCCAGGAGAAGUGGCACCACUACCACCGGUCAGCCAUCGAGGGGGAAAUAGAACGGGACCUGCUGAACUCAACAGACUGGGACCAGGGGGCAACUGUCUUCCUGAGAGAUAUCCAAGACCUCAACAAACACAUCCUGGAGGUCUGCGCCCUCAAGAUAGUGGACCAGCUUGCAGCCAGCUGCCUGGACACAGAUGCCCAGAACCUUCUCAGCAGCCUCAAGGAGCGCAUCGCUGACAUGCAGCCUGGAGUUCUCAAGGCCCACCACCUGGCAUGGAGCCGAGACCUGGUGGACCCCCCAAACAAGGCUCAUGGACGGUACCCAAAGGAAUUGGGGGAGCAGUUUGUGGCCAGAGCUAACCAUCAGGUCCUCGAGUGCCUCCAGAAACUGGAGGCAGGCAGGCAGGAGUUGGCUUGGCUCUAUCAGGAGAUCUGCCACCACCUGGGGCUCAGUGCCGAGGCCCCCCAGACCUGUGGGCACCAGGAGCUCCUAACCCAGCUGGGGCAGCGGCUCCAGCAGAGCGACGGCCACCCCCACCCACCCCUGGUGCUUUUUGGACCCCCGGGCAAGAAAGAUGCUCUGAUGUGCAAGCUGGCUGAGCAAAUGCCAGGGCUGCUUGGCCACAAGACAGUGACCGUUCUGCGGUUUCUGGGGACGUCACAGAUGAGCUCCGACACCCGAGGCCUGCUCCAGAGCAUCUGCUUCCAGGUGUGCCUGGCCUACGGGCUACCCCUGCCCCCUUUCCAGGUCUUGGAGGCCCAUACCAGGGUGGUACAGUUUUUCCACACCCUCCUCCACACCGUCUCCUGCCAAAACUUUGAGUCCCUUGUGAUCCUGCUGGAUUCAGUGGAUAAGGUAGCCUCUGUCCAUGCUCGGAGGGUCCCCUGGCUGCCUCCCAAGUGCCCCCCAAGGGUCCACCUCAUCCUCUCGGUCUGCUCAGGACAGCAGGGUGUUUUAGACACUAUGCGGCAGGUGCUCACGGCCCCAGGUGCUUGCUGGGAGGUGAAACCCCUCUCUGGAAACCAAGGGCAAGAGAUGGUUCAGCUCCUGCUGGCCGCCUUGAGGAGGACGCUGAGCCUGAUGCAGAGGGACCUGCUCUGGGCCAGCCUCCCAGAGUGUGGGCACCCGGGGCAGCUGAGGCUGGCCUUCGAGGAGGCCUGGAAAUGGGCCUCCUUCACCGUGCCGGCCCCUCUGGCCUCCACUGCUAAGGAGGCGAUGCACCAGCUGUGUGCCUGCAGCUGCUGGUGCCCUGAGUGCUGGGCUAUACAUUGUGUCUUCCCGGUGAGUCUCUGUUCUGUCUGCUUCCCUGAGAAUAAAUGGACUGGCCUGGCCCCUGCCCAGAGGGCCCUGUACAGUGAUGUGAUGCCAGAGAAGCGUGGGCUCUCGGAGGCGGAGAUGAAGGAUGUCCUGUCCUUGGAUGACAAGGUCCUGCAGGCUGUGUACCAAGACUGGACCCCGCCCAGCAAAGAGCUGCUGCGUUUCCCACCCCUGAUGUGGGUGAAGCUUCAUCGAGAUCUGGGUAACCACUUGGCCAGGAGGCCCGUGGAUAGCUUCAUACUCCUGACCAUCGCCCACAGACAGCUGGCCGAGGUGGUCCGAGAGCGCUACCUGUCCUGGCCCGAGAAAGCCAAGGGUCACGGAGUCUUGGCCGACUUAUUCUCAGGGACCUGGAGCCAGGGAACCAAGAAACUCAUCAUCCUGCCACUUGUGGCGCAACCCCUGAACCUGGACCGCAAGGUGGCCCCUCAGCCCCUGUGGUUCUCAGACACGGUUGCAAACCUGCGGAAGCUGAAGGAGUUACCCUACCACCUGAUCCACUCAGGCUGCAUCGAGGAGCUGAAGCAGGAGGUGCUGGGCAGCAUGAACUGGAUUUCCUGCUGGGGCAUCUCCGGGGGCAUUGAGGGUCUGUUGGAUGACCUUGACCUGUGCGCCCCUCACGUAGACUUUCCUGAGGUCAGCCUGGUCCGGGAAGCCCCCCAACUGUGCCGCCCGGCAGUGGAGCUCCGAGGCAUGGAGAGAAGCAUCCUGUAUACGGAACUCCUGGCCAGCCUCCAUUUCUUCACCACCUCACAUCCGGCGCUGGUGGGACAGCUGUGCCAACAGGUGUAGAGCUGGUUCCGGAUGUGCCCACACCCUGUGCUGGUGCCCCUCAGAGGAUUCCUCCAGCCCCCGGGAGGACCCCUCCAGGCAACCCUCACCGGCUGUCACAAAGGCAUCACUGCCAUGGCACGGAGCCUGGAAGAGAAGCUGCUGGUGGUUGGCACCCAGGAGAGCAUGGUAGCUGUGUGGGAUAUGGAAGAACAGCAGGUGAUCCACAUCCUACCUGGACACACAGGAGAGGUGAGGUGUGUGAAAGUGUUUGCCAAAGGAUCGCUUGCCAUCUCUACCUCGAAGGAUCACACCCUGUGCUUGUGAAACUUACUCUCUGACCAGGAGAAAUUCACCAUUUGGGAUGGAGGCUCAGAAGUUCCCACUGAACCUCAGAUCUCGAGCCUUCAUGUGGAUGAAGCAAAGAAGGUUGUGUAUUCAGCAUCUAACUCAAAGACCAAUGCUUGGAAUCUGGAAACUGAAGAGCUGAUUUUCCAUAUCCUGGGGGAUGCCUCUGACCCCUGGGUGUACACGGCAGUGCUGGCUUCCAGGGCCACGCUGUUGAUGGUGUCGCAGGGUGACGUGGUCAGUCUGUGGAGUUCAGCCACAGGAACACUGCAAAGGAAGCAACAUUUGUCCAGCACCAAAGAAGAAACACUUACCUGUGGGGUCUCAGUCCACAAACAAAGAAAGAUGGUGACCGGGUCCAGCAAGGGCUCCAUCUCUUUGGUUUCCUCCGAAGGAGACAGCCUGCUGGAGAAGCUUCCAGAAGCCGUGGGGUUCCUGGUGGUCUCUGAAGAUGAGUCCCUUCUCGCUGCAGCAAUAACUCCUGGGAAAGCACAGGGUAUCCACUUGAAUGAGGUCAUGCUAACCCAGCACCCACACCGAGACCUGAGCCGGUGCCAAUGGAAAUGCGUGUGGAGUCUAUCAGAGCAGUGGAGCCUGCUAGACGUCUUGGAAGGCGUUGGGGCCCCCGUGAGCCUGCUGACUCGGGGUGGGCCGUUGGUGGCAUCUGCUUCCCAUCGGUCCUUCUUUAAAGUCUGGGAUCUCACCCAUGCUCAGAAGCCAAGGACCUCUACCUCAUUUCUAGACCGCACCGGCCUCACUGCAGUGUCACACAUUGGAAGCUAUGUUUACUUCCCUAAAAUUGGGGACAAAACCAAAGUCACCAUUUGGGACCUGGCAGAAGGUGGGAAGCAAGAUGCCCUGGACACCUCUAAUGAGGUCAGGUGUCUGGAGGUCGCUGAGCAGGCCAAUCUCCUUUUCACCGGCCUCGUUUUGGGGAUCUUCCUGGUGUUCCCACUGAAUUCCAGACAGGAUGUGAUGUGCAUCCCUCCUCCAGAAGCCCAGAAAGCCAUCAACUGCAUGGCCCUUAGUAAGGACGAGGGGCACCUGGCCAUCGCCUAUGACAACAUCGUCCUGGUGCUGGACAUCAGCCCCGGGGACCCCUGUCCAGUCAUCGACAGGCCAACCUACACCUUCUAUACCCAGCUGCCUGACACCAUAGCAAGCGUGGCUGUUCUGACUGACUACUGCGUGAUCUAUGGCAUGACCAACAGAGACCUCUUCCUUUAUGAAUGUGCGAAUUCCAAGGUGUUCCUUCUGGAGGCCCACGGGAGCCAAGUCACCUGUGUGAAGGUCAGCCACAAAGAGCAGCUGGCAGUCAGUGGGUCCGAGGAAGCCCUGCUGUGUCUCUGGGACCUUCAGGCAUGCAAGUGGAAAUUUGAGAUGAGCUACAUGCAGAGUUCUUACUGUAGAGGAGUCCAAUGUGCUUGCUUCUCCAAGGAUGACAAGUACGUCUACGCAGGCUUGAAAGAUCGCUCCAUAAUCGUCUGGAGUGUGCUGGAUGGCACACUGCUGGCCACCCAGUUUGUCCAUGCCGUGGUGAACAGAAUCAUCCCAACCUCCAAUGGCUUCAUUGCCCCCACCACACAUGGCUAUCUCAUCUAUGAACGUUUCCAGUGCCCUUCAUCAAGAAUCUCACAACAGGACUCUCUCAAGAACUUCAAAAAAGCAGUGUAGAUGGUCAAAUCCAGGCAGAGAGAAGAGCUGGUUGCUGCUGCAGGAGCAGGACUCAAGAUCAGGGAGUGCCCAGGGAAAUGAAUCUAAAUCAAACAAAUGCUCACAAGUCUGCCUGCUAGUGUAAACCCCCCUGUGUCUCCAGUGAGUUAGCCCCAUUCAACCUGAAGCAAAAAGACUGUAUGUGUUGAUGUAUAUCUGGACCCAAAGCCUCCGAUUAUGUGACCCAGACCUUGCUUCCUACCAUCUUUCGGUUUUUUUCUCCUCCUUGUCAGCUCCAUUUACAGACCCAACACCCCCAAGUUAGCAACAUGACAGCAAAGUUCAGUAGAAAAGAGAGUUUCCCUUUUCCAACAGUUUGAACCAAAGUCCUGGUUCUAAGUCUAUUAGCCCCAAUUAGCUCAUACACCCAUCCCGGAACACAAAGCUAUCUCUGGGAAGAAUGCAACACUCUGAUUGGUGGGCCUGACCCCAUGCCCAUCCAGGCUGAGGAUGGAGUCAACACCACCUAACCAUGUAGACUGAGAAGGGGAGAGGCUAUUCCCCAGGGAAACUAGGGGCUUGUAGCAGGUCAAGGGGGGAUGGAUGGAUGUGAGACCAACUAAAACACAAAUGUGGACCACAGAGCUUUAUAGAUUAUAAAGCACCAGGUGCUAUAGUCUGAUCCUUAUCACAGCCCAUACGUUAGGGAGGGCAGGAGUUUCUGCAUGCAUUUCAGAGAUGAAAAAACAACCUAGCAGAGGUAGCUGUGAUUUGCUCAAAAUCAUGAGCCCGAGGUGCAAGAACUCUGAGAAAUGAAAGCCCAGAGCCUUCCUGUCCCAAUUAUUAUUGGGACCACCUCACUUUAAUUUUAGACUCAGAAGCACAAAUAUCAAUUCCAUGGGUGGCACAUUCAAAUGCCCACAGGGGCCAACGAGUAAUCUAGACAAUUGCUGUGCACCUGGGUUACCAGCAGAGCGUGAUAGUGACAAUGGGAAUAUGGAGGGCACUGCUGUGUCUUGGGUAGACACAAGUACCUUGACUCUACCCCAGAAUCACCAUGGGGAAAGCAGCCUACUGGUGCCAGAGCUUCCUGUUGUCAUAAGUAAAGCCAGAAAUCCAAACUUUUGUGAGAAACGUUCUCAUUUUUUGAAGUUGACAAUUGGUUCAAAUUUACACUUAUAGGCACAUUUGGCCCAUGUCUCUAGUUCCUGAGCUGACUCAUGACCCAACUUGGCAUUAAAACAGUAAACCUGUUAUCAUUCUUCCAUCUCUACUCCCUGGCUCCCGCACUUUGAGAAUAAUGAUACUUUUAAUCUUAAAAACUGGAGGCUCUUGGAAGCAGAUGGAAAAAGUUACCGACAUCUCCCUGCUGUGCUUUUGGACCACUUCUGCCUUGUGCAAGUUCAACAGUCCAACUGUUUGCGCUCCACUUAAAUGGCUCUUUCUUCUUUGCCUGCAGCCUUCUAAAAGCCCCACUUGCUUCUGGGCCUUUUGCUAUAUGGAUAGUAGAGUCCAAACUUUCAAGGUGCUAUUCCUUCCUUCCCCCCACCAUUGGAUUCCAGAUAAGAGUUUCAGAAAAAACAACCUUAGAAACAGAAGCUUUUGAGCUGCAUGUGACCUGACUCUCAUUCAGUUGUUUCUCAAACGAGUGUUCCAAUGAGGGCUUUGACAGCUCUGCGAACAUUAUUUAGCAUCAAAUUCCAUUAAAAAAUAUUUUAUAACUGUAAUUUUAAAAUACACGUUGGGUAGCAGUUUUUUAAGGUGUUGGACAUAACUAACAUAGGAUUCUCCUGCCAUAUCCAUUUAACUUAGAUUGUGAAAGGAGCCCUUGAAAAAAUAGCUACUCUUUGCCACCACGUCUUCUGUGAAUCUGGGGUUUACCCAAUGUGGAAAUAAAGUGGAUGUGACUAAGAUUUCAGCUACAACUUCUGGCUUAAAAUGUGUGUGUCCAUCUCAACAGCCUCAGUGAGAAUCAACUGCUUUGUACGUAAACACUAAUUUGAACAUAGGAAAGAAAUUUUUACGAAUAAAAUGCUACUCCGAAUUGUUGCUUACAUUGGGGUUUUUGUAGUGAGUUUUCAUUUGAGAAGGCGUUUGGUUGCUAUGAAUGUUUGACAAGCACUUGUUUGAAGUCCCCCAGCCAUGGUGGAGCCAGAGUGAGAGCGUGGUUAUUGUGUGAACAGGACUAUAUUAACACAUUAUCCAAACUGGGACACCUCUAGAGAGUGAAAAGGAAUGCUCUUAACAAGUACUCUAGGACAACUACAAUAAACUGGACUGUCCCAAGGCAAUUGGAAUAUACAGCCCCUCUAGUUGCAGCAGGAAUUAAUUUAUAUUAAAUUCUAGAGAAUCCUUUUAAAAGUGAGGUAUAAGUAACAUAUAACAUUAUAUUAGUCUCAGGUGUACAACAUGAUUUGAUAUUUGUAUAUAUUGUGAAAUGAUCACAGUAAGUCUAGUUAAUGUCCAUCACUACACAUAGUUACAAUUUUUUUCUUGUGAUAAGAACUUUGCUUUUAAUUGAAGUGUAGUUGAUUUGCAACUAUACUUAUAC